Messenger RNA from Ixodes scapularis (black-legged tick), 474 nucleotides. RefSeq names its product putative sodium-dependent multivitamin transporter. The record is from RefSeq and is a predicted model, not a curated record. Bases 1 to 474 code for a protein of 157 amino acids. Lineage: Eukaryota; Metazoa; Arthropoda; Arachnida; Ixodida; Ixodidae. The transcript is spliced from 4 exons. Gene Ontology annotation, molecular function: symporter activity. Gene Ontology annotation, cellular component: membrane. Gene Ontology annotation, biological process: sodium ion transport; transmembrane transport.
AUGGACUUCACAGAGGACGAAAAUUUCUGGGCGUGCACGAUUGGUCUAUUGGUCAUUGUCUUGUACCGUACCGGAAUCGAUCAGAUGGUCGUUCAAAGGUAUCUGGCUGCCAGAACUCUGCAGGAAGCACAGAGGACAGCUUGUUGGGGAACUGCUUUUCUUUUGACAUUUUUUAUUCUUGUUCUGGCUAUGGCAUUUUCACUAAUAUAUUGGUUCAGAGACUGUGAUCCUCAGCUUUCUGGUGCCAUCAAGCAGCUUGACCAGCUCCUUCCCUUCUACGUCAAGAAGCACCUGGCUGAAUAUCCCGGAUUCGCGGGCCUUUUUCUGGCCGGUGUUGUCUGCGCAGCAACAAGCACAAUAUCGUCCAUGAUCAACUCUCAAGCCACUGUUCUCUACAUAGACGUUGUGGCUCGGUUUGUCACUCUAACAGAAGCUAAAUCCACCCAGGUUACAAAAUAUCUGGGUAUGAUCUAA